Messenger RNA from Numida meleagris (helmeted guineafowl), 2158 nucleotides. It is a transcript of the gene CHAD, whose product is annotated as chondroadherin. The record is from RefSeq and is a predicted model, not a curated record. Gene Ontology annotation, cellular component: extracellular matrix. The transcript is spliced from 3 exons. Bases 823 to 1908 code for a protein of 361 amino acids. NCBI's taxonomy places the organism in Eukaryota, Metazoa, Chordata, Aves, Galliformes, Numididae. Gene Ontology annotation, molecular function: protein binding.
ACAGAUCUCCUGACCAUGACCAGCCCUGGAUGUACCACACUCCACCUCCAUGGGGAAGAUGCAGCAGAAAUCACCAAUGUCUGCUCCCCUUUCUUAGCCAACUCCUAAGCACCAUCUAGAUCUGAAGGACUUCAAACAAAAUUUUGCACUGCAAGAGCAACUACAGUGCUAUUGACCAUUGGCACGACACCGUAGCUCUCCUACCUCCUCCAGGCCCUUCUCAAGCAAACCCCUUUGAAAUCAACAAGACAAGAUCGACCGAACCCUUCCUCUGUUGCAGCAGGAAAAGGUUCAUCUCCCCACAACAGCCCAGGCCAACGCACAGCCCAGGAGCUGGCUGAAAGCUUUACCACAAGCUGGCUCAAAGGGCAGCAGUGCUCCUUGCUGCACCAUCCUAAGGCUCCCAUACAAACAAAAUAGGUUGCUUUUCCCCUCACUGGUAAACCUGGGCCCUGCAAGGCUCAGCAGAGAUCAGAGAUUUCUCACGGAGCAGGUUUGCAUUUGCUCCUCCUGACCAUUUGCCUCUCCACUGCAGAGAGGAAAACUACCUCUGCACAGGCACUUCUGCAGCGGAGCCCAGCAGGACUGAGGACAUUCCUCUGCCUGGUGCCAAGGGGUUAAGCUCACAGUAAGUUCCCAAAGCCACUUGCUUCCAACUGGCUGCUGCCUGCGGUUUGUGGGAAGGGAUUUUGCUUUUUAAUAACAUUAUAAAUAGGGCUGUGUUCGGCAUGCUGCAAACCCAGUUACUCUCUCUCUCCCACCCAUCUCCCUCCUCCUCCUCCUGCUUCUCCUCUUCCCACCACACCGAUUUCAGAUCUGACCAUGAAUCGGUCAGGCUGCUUCCUCAGUGUCCUCAGCCUACUGGCAUGUCUUGCCUCCAUCGUGCAAGCGUGUCCCCCGAGCUGCCACUGCCACGGCGGGGACCUGCAGCACGUCAUCUGCGACAACGCUGGGUUGAAGAAGAUCCCCAAGGUGCCUGAGCAAACACGGCUUCUCAACCUGCAGAAGAACAAUUUCCCUGUUCUGCCGACCAAUGGCUUCCGGGACAUGAAAAAGCUGGUGUCCCUUCAUCUCCAGGGCUCACGGAUCAAGGAGAUCUCAACCGGAGCCUUCAGAGGGCUCAAGAGCCUGGUCUACCUCUACCUCACUGACAACCAGAUCAGUGUUAUAAAGACAGGAGCCUUUGAUGACCUCUCUGAGCUCACCUACCUGUACCUGGACCAGAAUAAGAUCCCAGACUUAUCCAAAGGGAUCCUCUCCCCUCUUGUCAAUCUCUUCAUCCUGCACCUAGGCAGCAAUAAAAUCCGGGAGCUGAAAGCAGGGGUCUUCAGUGGUGCUAAAGACCUGCGCUGGCUCUUCCUCUCCGACAACGCCCUCACCAACCUCCUGCCCGGGGCCCUGGAGGACGUCGAAAACCUCGCCGUCCUCCACCUGGACAAGAACCAGCUGAGCAGCUAUCCCGUGAGUGCAAUGAGUAAGCUGAGAGUGCUGGAGGAACUGAAGCUUUCCCACAACCCAAUUGAGGUGAUUCCCGACAACGCUUUCCAGUCCUUUGGGCGUUACAUGCAGACUCUCCAUCUGGACAACAUGAAACUGAAAAAGUUUGCAGACAACGCGUUUGCCGGCGUGACCGUUCUGAAGACAGCUCACCUCGAGAACAACCGGCUCACCCAGCUGCCCCGCAACUUCCCCUUCGACAAGAUGGAGACCCUGACGCUCUCCAGGAACGCCUGGCACUGCAACUGCCAGCUGGCACAUCUGCGCAAGUGGCUGAAAGGCAAUCGCACCCGCACGGACGACACGUGCUCCACGCCCGCACAGUACCGGGGCCAGUCCAUCAGGGACACCCCCGCCCUCCGCACCUGCAAGCUGCCCACCAAGAGGUCCAGGAAGGGAAGCCGCCAUUAAGCACGUAAGAGCGGUCACAGAACCAUUUCCUAAUGGUAGAUCAUGGUCAGUUCCGACACAGACCUACAACAAACCCCACUGCCACUAACGCUGUGGGGAUGGCUGUCUCAGAUAUCAUUAACACAGAGAUUUGGCUCAGGCCAGCUCACCCAUUCCCCUGCUGACAUUCCAUUCUGAGCUGCUCCCUCCCUGCCUGGAGACAACAGGGAUGGAGCCAGCCCCUUAAAGCAAACACAAACCUAGCGACAGG